Molecule: messenger RNA, 653 nt
Organism: Rosa chinensis
Lineage: Eukaryota; Viridiplantae; Streptophyta; Magnoliopsida; Rosales; Rosaceae
Product: protein CASPARIAN STRIP INTEGRITY FACTOR 1
Exons: 3
Coding region: 127-411 (94 amino acids)
Source: RefSeq, a predicted model, not a curated record
UGUAGAUCAGUAGAUAUAUAGCUAGGAAAGCAUAUAUAUCAUUUGGCGUCCAUGCGCUAAUUCUCUAAAACCUUGAAUGAGAGAAAGAGAAAAGAGCUUAGAAAACAACAAAGUUGCCUAAACAUCAUGGGUUUUAUGUUUCUCAAGAAGUUCACUAUCCUUAUUCUCCUGAUUUCUGCAGCAUCACUUUUAUCAACCUCUUUUGCAGCAGGUGGACAAUCCAAAUUUGUCAAUAAGUUGGCUAAAGAAGCAGUGGAUGAAACUCCAGAGGAAGUAUUAGGGAAGCCAUUGAGCCGCAAGGAAGCUGCCAGAAUCCAUGAAAGGCUUCUCAGGGCUAACACAAAAGAUUAUGGACGAUACGAUCCAGCACCUGCUCUUGUUAAGCCUCCUUUCAAGCUCAUUCCAAACUGAUCAUGGUUUAGACAUCAAAGUUGGAAGUUGGAGUACGUAGUAGUGUCUUAUCAUUAAAUAAAACGAACUAGCUUAUGGUAUUCACUAUAAAGACAUGAAAGAAUCCCCUACUAGUGUAAUUAUAUGACAUAUAUAGACAAUAUAAAUACUAAGUUUUGAGGUGUAAUAUCAAUGUGUCGUUUUAUUCAUCUGUUAUAUAUAUGGCUUCUUAUAUAUGAAGAGAUUUGUCGGUAGUUUAUCAA